AUGCUGCGACGUCUUCCUCGGUCGCUGGCGUUUCCAGCCCGAGUUCGCACCGGCCGAUGCUCGCAUUGGCCUUGUGUCACGCCUGCCCAGAGCUCGCACUUUCGUUUGUUUUCUAUUGUAUCGAAAAGUCAAGAGGACAGAUCCGAGUCUUCCGUUAGUAUCGACGAUGAGAUUCGUGCUUCCAAGCACGAUGGAGUGCAAAAAUUGCUCUCACUCUAUCAUCCAGAAAAGAAGCCUCUAGUAAUCUCCAUCUCCGCCCUAGGCGUCUCUACAUUCAUCACCAUGUGUGUACCGCACGGAAUGGGCAAAGUCAUUGAUGUCGUGACGGCAGGUACAGCUGCUGCAAUGCCCUUGUCUACCGUAAUGAUGCUACUCGGUAGUCUCUUUGCUGCUGGGUCGAUUGCCAAUGUCAUUCGAGUGGACACUAGCAAUAUGAUUGGCGAGAGAAUUACCAAUAGAUUGAGACGAGAUACGUACGCAUCGAUAUUGCGGCAGGAGCUAGGAUUCUUUGAUGCAUCGAGGACAGGCGAGCUGCUCAACAGACUAAGUUCAGAUACGACGCUGAUUGGGAAAGUCCUAAGUGACAAUACGGCAAGUGGGCUACGCAGCGCUGGACAGGCGCUAGGAAGCAUCACGAUGAUCUUUGUCACGUGUCCACAACUGGCCAUGGUCAUGUUGUCGGUCGUCCCGCCCAUUGCGCUUGGUGCGGUGAGUUACGGACGAUAUGUGAAAAAGCUGACGAAGGAGGUGCAGACGCAGCUAAGUGAAGCCACGGAAGUGGCUGAAGAAAAACUGAGUAACAUUCGUGUGGUACGGUGGUUUGCGAAAGAGCCGCAUGAGGUGCAAGCUUACGGGAAAAAGGUUGAUGGUGCGUUGGCACUGGCGCGCAAGCGCUCGCUUGCAAGUGCCACGUUUUUCGGUGGCGUGGAUUUUGGCGUGAAAAUGAGUAUGGUUGGCGUUCUUGGCUAUGGAGGACAAAUGGUGGUGGAGGGGUCGCUUACGAGCGGGGAGCUCACUUCUUUCUUGCUGUACACACUCUACGUGGGAUUCUCCGUCGCAGGCAUGUCAUCUUUCUAUGCCGAAUCAAUGAAAGGCAUUGGAGCAUCUUCGCGUGUGUUCGAGUUGCUCCAGCGUGAGCCAAACAUAUUAAUUCCUGAAGGAGGAUGGAGCCCGAUUCCCAAUCCAUUGCAUGGCCACAUCCAGUUUCAAGACGUUGAGUUUGCAUACCCUGCCCGUCCGGAUUCAAAGAUCUUUCGCGGUCUGAAUUUGGAGGUACUGCCAGAUGAAACGUUGGCGCUCGUGGGUGGCAGUGGCUGUGGCAAAUCGUCGCUGAUGUCGUUACUCGCGCGCUUUUACGAGUUAAAUGGCCCUGGGGGUGGUGGAAGAAUCACACUAGAUGGUGUGGACAUUUCCACGCUGAACCCGACGAAGCUCCGAGGCUUGAUGGGCUCUGUUCCGCAAGAGCCACCGCUUUUUGCUUGCUCCGUUCGAGACAAUAUUGCCUACGGCUGCUGCGGUAAAGAAGAAGUCGUCCCUUUCGAGGACAUCGUUCAUGCAGCAAAAGUUGCCAACGCACAUAACUUUAUCAUGUCUUUUCCGGAUGGAUAUGACACGAUUGUUGGCGAGCGAGGUCAAGCACUCUCAGGGGGCCAGAAACAGCGGGUAGCAAUUGCUCGUGCACUAGUCAAGCGUCCCCGAAUCCUUAUCUUGGAUGAAGCGACCUCAGCUUUGGACAUAGAGAGCGAGAAACUGGUACAAGAUGCAGUGCAUCGCGCUAAACAAGGGCGCACCGUGAUUUUAGUGGCACAUCGAUUAUCCACAAUCAAAAGCGCUGACCGCAUUGCUGUGAUCUCCGAUGGCCGCAUUGUGGAGCAAGGCACCUUUACUCAGCUUGCAGCUCGUGCUGACAGCACCUUUAAUCAAGUAAUUCUAAAGGGGCAAAACUGA
Hyaloperonospora brassicae is the source of this 1947-nucleotide messenger RNA. The record is from the annotation of a GenBank genome assembly. NCBI's taxonomy places the organism in Eukaryota, Oomycota, Peronosporomycetes, Peronosporales, Peronosporaceae.